This is a messenger RNA of Vollenhovia emeryi, 1718 nucleotides long. RefSeq lists its product as uncharacterized. The record is from RefSeq and is a predicted model, not a curated record. Lineage: Eukaryota; Metazoa; Arthropoda; Insecta; Hymenoptera; Formicidae. The transcript has a single exon. The coding region runs from base 231 to 902 and encodes 223 amino acids.
CUCGACGGACAUUUGGCGUCGCAAGGUCGCUCGAAAGAGGUAAAUCCGAUUAUUCGGCUUCGGAAAUUCGCCUUUAAAAUCCCGAAUUCAAGUGCGAGGGCACUCGAAACCACUCAGAACCCGUAACGAGAGACGCGUCUCUCUACUGUGUCAAUUCUCCCUGAAUCGUUCUCUUUCUAUCGUCCACAAAUUGUUCACCGUGCAACCUUAUUAACGGACGAAUCUUGCAGAUGACCGGCCACGUGAUCCCGGAAGGCGGCGAUAUCGUCCUAGGUCAAGAAUAUACGGACUUUGACAAGGGGCUCGAGGAGGGCAUCGAGGGCUCGAUUUUGGGCUUCAAUCUUCUGCUGGCCUCGGCAUUCAAUUCACUCGAUAGUGGCCUUCAUCAAAGGCCUUUAUUCCGGUCGGACGAUGGAGCUACUGAUUUGGCGGAGGUUCCCCUCGCCGCGGAAACCCAGACGGGAAUAGCGAGGCGCGAUUCGGGUCUCGGAGCGACGCGUGGCCCCGACAGGCUCGUUUCGAUCCUAUUCGCGCUCAAUCCUAAUUGGUCCCGUAGAAUUUCUCAAACGGACGACGCGACAGCGGUAGAGGAUUCCGAAGCCUUGCCACCUCUGCUAAGUAUCAUCAACGGCACAGAGAAUGAAGAGACACCAUCGAUUAGCGAGCACGCGAUCACCUUCGGUACCGACGAAUGGACCGGAGAGAUCGAUCUGCGUGGAAAUUCGCGGGACGUUCCCUUAGGUUUGCAAUUAGUGAAAUUGUCUUACGUCUAUUGUCACCUGGGCAGGGGUAGUCCGCCCAUAGGUGGCCCGCUGAUGUUGAUUUCCUGGAGCCGGACACCCGUGAGAGUGUUCGGCGGCGCCCUCAUAAAGAAUGUCGGUAACGAGUGCGGCAAAUUCUGAGAGAUUUCCCUCGAGCUAAUCAAGGGGGGAGGCGCGCAAUUCAAGACUGCAGAGAAAGAAUAUCGACUGAUCUCUUUCGCGAGGUCGUCUCUCGAUUUUACGCUCAUUCAGGAAGAUGGGCGUUUCAACAGUGACACCGGAAAAUUGCGUAAAGUCGAGAUACGACCUUGCGAAAGAGAUCGGUCGAUACGUCGAGACGGGAUUCUUAGAAGGCUAGGAAUUGCAAUUAUUAAACUUGAAACUUAUCUUCUUAAUUUCUGAGUGAGCCAGCUUUUUUAAAGGACAGUAUUUAUGACAUUGUAAGCUCACAGUACUUAAGAUAGUAAUUUAAUAAUUCUCUCUCUCUGGCGGGGAUUCCAUACGAUAUUUUUAUACUCUUAACGAUUCUUUUGACGGAACUUUGACGGAGAGAUUUGCUCCCGUUCCGUCUCGUAACAAGCUAAAUACAAUUUUUCAGUUUUGUGAAAAAGUACGAAGCACGUUCCCCACUCCUCGUCCUCAAUUGCUGUCUACUUCGAAAGAAUCAAUUCGAAAUUCUUUAUUCGGUAGAAAUAGAAAAAUACUGCAUUGCCAUUGACGCUACUCUCGUUGAGAAUACGUCGUCCUUUCUUUCUUCAGCGAGCACUUGACUCAAAACCUUCUAUCGUUCGCACUAUCUAAUGAGUGCCAUUGUAACAAGCUUAGGACAGUCAUUAAUAGACAAUAAGCGGAUCUAAUAGUUUUGGCCUCGUUAAUGCAUUUACGGAUAAAACUAAUUUCCACGGCGAUAUUCAACUAUCGCGUAACCCCCGUGAUUGCGCGAGUUCGGGGCUCCUC